Molecule: messenger RNA, 1288 nt
Organism: Fomitopsis serialis
Lineage: Eukaryota; Fungi; Basidiomycota; Agaricomycetes; Polyporales; Fomitopsidaceae
Exons: 4
Coding region: 53-1045 (330 amino acids)
Molecular function (GO): protein binding
Source: RefSeq, a predicted model, not a curated record
UUACACAGUGCUGCUGCAUCUCAUCCUUGUCUGCAUAUACUGCACCGUGCCGAUGCACUCACCGCAGCUUGAAGCUAGCAUCCUCGAUGGCGAAGAAACGACGUCCAACGGCACGAAUGGCAUCGCCCCGCCGACCGAUGCACCUCCCCCUUUCAACAGUCCGCAUGCGGACGUUAUCCUGCAAUCCUCUGACAGCGUGAACUUCCGCGUCCGGAAAGCCAUCCUCGCUGAAGCGUCUCCUUUCUUCGAGACCAUGUUCAGUCUGCCCACCGGGAGUACCGAGAACCACGCCUGUACGAGUCCGGAUCUGCCUGUCGUCCCGAUGCAGGAGGACAGUACCACGGUGGAUGGCCUACUGCGGUUCUGUUAUCCGGCCGGUCGACGAUUGCGGGAAAUGGGCCUCGAUGAUAUCUCGGUUCUAUUGCCGGCGGCGAGAAAGUAUGCGAUGGAUCAGAUGGUGGACUACCUCACACUAACUCUGGAAGUGUUCAUCGGGACUUCACCUCUGCGCGUGUACUGCCUCGCCAUACACCAUCAACUGGGCGAACACUUAACCCGUGCUGCCGCCAGAGGAUUUCUCGACCAGCCCAUCCAAACCGCAUACAUCCACACACCAGAACUAGACCACAUCAGUGGCUCCGCUUACGCCCGUCUCUUGGACUACCAUCAUCGGUGUUUUGUUCGCUACAAUACCGGUCUAGACUCAACCUGGGACGAACGGUGUUGGCGCAAAUGCCAUAGUGUCACGGUCGAUGUGGCGAAUAAAGGCUGCACUUAUAAGAGCCUCGAAAAUUGCCGACGAAUUAGUGCCUGGUUUGUCGAUUUCGCGCAGACGUUCCGAAACUUGGCGAAGGACAGGCCGUCCGGGACUGGGAAAGGGGUCCCAUCGCAAACUGCCAUCACAACAGCUCUAGUUGAUGCAGGGAAAUGUGCUUAUUGCGGAGAGCGCGCAUGGGCCGACUUGCAGAGCUUUAUGUCUGUGUCAAGGGGCAAGAUCAACGAUGCCAUAUCUGAGGCCUCAGAGUCAUUGGAAUUCAUCGCCUAGCCCACAACUUGCAAUUGAAGGGCAAACUUAUGGUACCGACACGCGGAUGUAACGUUCAUCGGUUACAUAUCUCGAGAUUCCCAUCGUGGAGCAUCGUCGUUAGCCAUAAGUAGCCCUGUUGUGUCUGUAUUCCAAAGAUUAGGUGUAUUACGAUUAGGGAACUCGAACAACUUUGAAUUUGGUCCGUUUCAUUACUGUAUCGGGCCGGGAUCUCGGCCGGACAUGGUACUCGGUCAGUCGAGU